AUGUCCUCCAUCUAUUCCAGUAACAGAUCCAGCAGACGCAUAUCUCAUGCUGCUGGUGUGCCGGAUUCACCUGUCCGGCACCGAACAUCGAGACCCAACAGGACCAGCGACAUCAUUCCUGACCUGUCAAACUACACAUCAUGGCUUGCUAUAGACUCUGCAGUGCCAGGACCGAGGCUUUGGGAACGGCGCAAGAGCUCAAAGUCGGUAGACGGUGACCCUGUACCCCCGAUAGAAGCAUUCAACCUCGAUCUGGUAGAAGCGUAUGAGGAGGCAGAAGAUGAAGCAUAUCCUCUGUCCCCAGCAAUGUCGGACAGGCCACCACGGUCUUCAUCGUUGGCACAAAACGUUUCCAGCAAUAGAAGUCUGAGCCUGGAUCAAGACUUCAGUCGAGGGCCCGCUGUUGCCGUUCGCCGGCCACAGAAAGGCACGUUCCUCAACCAGGAUCCAAGUCGGCAAACAUACCAGAAGAAGCACCGCCGGCACAUGACGAUUUCUGAAACCAAGAAAGCAAACAGGAACACCGUCAUUGUCUCCCAUCCCACGACUGGGCUCACGGAGCAUGAUCUGCCGCCGCUGCCUGGUUUGUCGCCCUCAAAUUCGACCACGACGUCCGUCCCGAGCCUAACGCCGACAACGCCGAUCUCGGUCUUCGCGCCGACCGAGGACCAGAUACGGCGAGAGCUGGAGAUGAUGAGCUUAAGUGGGGGCGCCGAACCGCUGAUACACCAUCGGUAUGGAGGUCGCACCAAUUCCGACUUGAUCAGAGAACUCGAAAAUGAGGUCGAGUCUGCCGUGCCGCGGCACACGCACAAAAGACAAAGCUCUCGAGCAGAACCCGAUGCCACAGAGGAUCCGCAUAGCCCUGAGCAAGCCCAAUUGCGGCGCCGUAAGAGUAUAAUCGAAUACUUUCGCAAAAGUCCCGUCGACAGGCUGCUGGAUCUCUAUUUGGACGACGAUCCCUCACAAGCGGACAAGAAGCCUCCAGACAAACAACAUGCCUUUGGUCACAAGAGAAGACCAAGUCUGGCAAGGCGUGUGACCAUGUCAUUGCGGCACAGCAAAGAAAAGAUGCCAGAAGUGCCACCUUUGCCGACUGGGCUACCAUUGGCAGGAGUGUCGCAAUCGCACUUCGAUUUCGACUAG
Messenger RNA from Cyphellophora attinorum, 1146 nucleotides. RefSeq lists its product as uncharacterized. The record is from RefSeq and is a predicted model, not a curated record. NCBI's taxonomy places the organism in Eukaryota, Fungi, Ascomycota, Eurotiomycetes, Chaetothyriales, Cyphellophoraceae. The coding region runs from base 1 to 1146 and encodes 381 amino acids. The transcript has 3 exons.